Dreissena polymorpha is the source of this 679-nucleotide messenger RNA. RefSeq lists its product as uncharacterized. Lineage: Eukaryota; Metazoa; Mollusca; Bivalvia; Myida; Dreissenidae. The transcript has 4 exons. The coding region runs from base 134 to 670 and encodes 178 amino acids. The record is from RefSeq and is a predicted model, not a curated record.
AUGGAUCCUCAGCCAACGGCAUUGGAACAGAUGUGUGGCGAAGAGAAACUUAUAAAAAAGUUCCCACAUGGGUUGAUCACCAGUCACGAUUACACAGUCAUCAAGGGAACAUCAACAGGAUACAACCAUUAAGAUGUCCGGAUUGCAACUACUUUUCAUCGGGGUAGCCUAUCUCUGCUCUUUCACAUUUGGAAAGUGUCCCCAUGGAUUCGAAGAAUAUAACCAUGUGUGCUACACUGUGGUCAAAAAGCCUAUUAAUGGCAUCGAUGCGUACCGCCAAUGCGAGGCUAUGAACAGCUACCUUCUGAACGUGGAUUCCACUCCAGAGUUAAACUUUCUUAAAAGACUUGUCGAACGUACUGAAGGAUGGGUUCCAGGAUUUUGGACAGGUGGAUUUUAUAAACCGAGUUAUAAAGGGAGCCAACAGAUGUGGGUCUGGAGAAAGGCCGAUAGCAAUGGACGGUAUACGGAGACGCAAGUGACGCCAGAUAAUACUGACGUAAACUGGUGGGGAAUUGAACCCUUCAAUAACUGGCACACCGCUGAAUUCUUGAAUAUGCCUCAUACCAGAAAACACUGGCUGAUGCUUAAUACCGAUGACUUCAAGCUGUACGGUGAAUUUGCUUUCGGGAAAAUGCUGGGGUACAUUUGUGAAACUAUGGCUAAAUAAAGCACUUAA